This is a messenger RNA of Protopolystoma xenopodis, 867 nucleotides long. The record is from the annotation of a GenBank genome assembly. Lineage: Eukaryota; Metazoa; Platyhelminthes; Monogenea; Polystomatidea; Polystomatidae.
AUGCGCCUUCAUUUAGCUCCCCGAUUGCCUUUUAGUUCUCGCCUUACUGCUGAUUCAUUGUCAUUUUUAAUCGGGCUUCCUAUUAUCUUUUUAUUCGUAGGUGCUGACUACGACUCUGGAGCUCAGGAUCUGAGUAGCGAACCGCAAAAUUUGCAUCAGUUGAUGCAGUGUGCCUUCCCUGAAGUUUAUAGUCUUGUAUAUCCGUUUCCUGCAGUAGGACUUAUGAGGCCGCCCUCUUCAGCUAGUUUUACUACCACGGCUGCAUCAAUGGCGAUCGCCUCUGCCAGUCCAGUUUCACCCGCCCCCUCAGUUGGACAAUUGCCCCUCUCCUGUUCCCCUUCACCAGGCAUUCCCACAUCGUUACAAAGUGGUCAUGUACGGCCUCUUAAUCACUUGCAUCUCUCAUCUCUGUUGCAUCCUCCGCCACCCUCUGGCCAGAUGCAACCACAAUUACAGCCGCCUUCUGCUUAUUCAGCCGUCUUUGGAUCGUCAUAUAGCAGUAGUGGACAUAGCAGUGGAAGCAACAUAGCCUCAGCUACUAUCGCACCAGUAGCUACAUGUUCUCCUUUGGCUUCAUCAACUGAUGCAUUUUACACUAGUCGGCUUGCCUCUGGAUCACUUGAGUCCUCUGCUAUGGCUUGGGCUUCUGGAACUUGUAAUACUUCCACGAGUGGAUACGGAUCAGCCUUUAUUCAAGUACCCUCUAUGCCUGGGACGAAUCUAGCUGGAUUUAAUUGGCCAAAUUUAAGACUUCUUUUGUCGCAAAUACUCGAUGGUGCUAACAUGCUUCAUGUGCAAAGUAUCAAUCGUCUUAGGACUGAGUUAAACGAUCUUACGCAUCAACUUCAAGCAAUGCAGGUAAAUUGA